Molecule: messenger RNA, 1887 nt
Organism: Lathyrus oleraceus (garden pea)
Lineage: Eukaryota; Viridiplantae; Streptophyta; Magnoliopsida; Fabales; Fabaceae
Product: alkylbase DNA glycosidase-like protein mag2
Exons: 2
Coding region: 410-1561 (383 amino acids)
Biological process (GO): base-excision repair; base-excision repair, AP site formation; DNA alkylation repair
Cellular component (GO): nucleus; protein-DNA complex
Molecular function (GO): DNA-7-methylguanine glycosylase activity; DNA-3-methyladenine glycosylase activity; alkylated DNA binding
Source: RefSeq, a predicted model, not a curated record
AAGAGUGCAUUAGUUCACGUGUUACACGCAAGAAAAUAGAAACAAAACAACACAACAACAAAACCAAAGAUUGACCAAAGAAAAGAGAUCUAGAACAAGGAAUCAAGGUCUUGAAGAUGAAGAAAUUCCGUACACCCAGUUUCUUCUUGAAUCGUUUCAUUACCCUAUAGUAAUCACAUUAUUCUCCACAACAAACCCUCACCUAUUUUUAUUAUUUUUUUUUAAUUUCAUUUUUACCUUCCAUAUUAACACAGUCUCUGGAAUCUUCGAUUAAUUAGUGAUAAACUCAAUUAUUAUUAUUACUAUUAGAUAAUAAUAAUAAUAACACCACCGUUACCCUUUUCUCUUCUUCAUUCUUCUCUACCCUAACGGUUACCGUGAAAUUAUUCUUCAGUUGAAUCCCUCACAUAUGGGCGAAGAAACACAACUUCAACCACAAUCCCUAACCGGAACUCAAAUUGAACCGCAAUCUCAGCCGCAGCUUCCGCCGCAAACGGAGGUUUCUUCCGAUAACAUCAUCGACGCCAUUAUCCCCGUUGAGUCCGAACUGAGCAAUGUCCCUCCACACACCAAUUCACCGGCCACCAAAAUCCCCCUCCGUCCUCGAAAGAUCCGGAAAGUCUCUCCGGACCCGACGACUUCCGAAUCGCAAACGGAAAUCCCUAAACCGGUUAAUUCAUUCCCCGGCGGUAAAUCGAAUGGACGGAACAACAACAACAAAGCGGUUCAACAACAACAGCGAGCCCUAGCGCUUCCGAGGAUUGUUGCUAGGUCACUUUCGUAUGAAGGUGAGGUUGAGAUGGCGAUUCGUUACCUUCGUACUGCAGACCCGCUGCUAUCUCCUCUCAUCGACAUUCAUCAACCACCUACCUUUGAUAGUUUUCAUACUCCGUUUCUUGCACUAACUCGGAGCAUUUUGUAUCAACAACUCGCGUUUAAGGCUGGAACUUCGAUUUAUACGCGAUUUAUUGCUCUCUGUGGUGGUGAAGGUGGUGUUGUUCCUGAAACUGUUCUUGCUUUGAAUCCUCAACAGCUUCGUCAAAUUGGGGUUUCUGGGAGGAAGGCUAGUUAUCUUCAUGAUUUGGCUAGGAAGUAUCAGAAUGGGAUACUUUCUGAUUCCGCCAUUGUAAAUAUGGAUGAUAAGUCGCUUUUCACUAUGCUUACUAUGGUUAAUGGGAUUGGGUCUUGGUCUGUUCAUAUGUUUAUGAUUUUCUCGCUUCAUAGACCUGAUGUUCUUCCCAUUAAUGAUCUUGGUGUUCGGAAAGGGGUUCAGAUUCUUUAUAAUCUUGAUGAUUUGCCUCGGCCAUCUCAGAUGGAGCACUUGUGUGAGAAAUGGAGGCCUUAUCGGUCUGUUGCUUCGUGGUAUAUGUGGAGGUUUGUUGAAGCUAAGGGAACUCCUUCGACGGCUGUGGCUGUUGCCACUGGGGCUGGCUUGCAGCAGCAUCAGAUGGAGCAUCACCACCAACAGCAGCAACAGCAGCAGCAUCCUUCACAACAACAACUUAUGGAUCCCAUGAAUAGCAUGUUUAAUAUCGGGGCUGCCUGUGCUUGGGGACAGUGAUCGCUGAAGAAAUUGAGGAAGAGUUAUUACCAGGCUUUGCUAGCAGACACUCAUAUUUGCAAAGCUAUGCCAUUAUGCAUAUUUAAGGGUAGAUUUUAGACUGAAACAUGGAUACUGCAUCGAAGGAUUAGUGUAUGAUUUACCUUGUGUUUAGUAAAACUUGUGCAAGAUUAAUAAAGGCUAGUCCGUAAUUUUGUUUUGUUUAUUGCCAAAUGUAAUGAAUGUUCAGAGGCCAAUUUCAAGUUGUCUAGUCGUGUUUUUGGUAGGUAGUGCGGUUUGGACUUCGGACCUUGUAACUAAUGUAUGAGUCCUUAUUUCAUGUUGUA